AUGGAGCUGCAGGAGGGAUGGGACACGAGCAAGGAGAAUUUUGCGCCUAUGAGGGCUGGUAGGCAGGCCCACGAGCUGCAGAAAACACCCUUAGCGUCAUCUAAGACCCCAGACAGCGAGCUGGAGGAGCAACGAAGGUAUGUGAAAUGGACCCAGGAGUCGUUCCCAGCGUCGGGCGGCAAGGAGCAGCUGCUGAAGGCCCUUGAGGCCGCCACCAAGGCGAUGGCCGGCUGCGAGCGAUACUACGAUGAUCCCCGCCUGCUGAGGCUCUGGAUCCAAUACGCCGACUGCCUGCCGGACCCCAGCGACGUGUUUUUGUUCCUCCAGGACCGGGGCAUCGGGCGCGAUCUGGCGCUGCUCUAUGAGGCCUACGCCACGUUCCUGGAGCUCAAGGGCGCGUUCCCCCGCGCCGACCUCGUCUACCAAAGCGGCAUCGACAGGCUGGCCAAGCCGCUGGAGCGGCUCAAGCAGAAGCACGCCGGCUUCCAGCAGCGCAUGCCGGUGCUGGGCUGA
This is a messenger RNA of Monoraphidium neglectum, 513 nucleotides long. RefSeq names its product checkpoint serine/threonine-protein kinase. NCBI's taxonomy places the organism in Eukaryota, Viridiplantae, Chlorophyta, Chlorophyceae, Sphaeropleales, Selenastraceae. Gene Ontology annotation, biological process: meiotic sister chromatid cohesion, centromeric; mitotic spindle assembly checkpoint signaling. Gene Ontology annotation, molecular function: protein kinase activity. The transcript is spliced from 6 exons. The coding region runs from base 1 to 513 and encodes 170 amino acids. The record is from RefSeq and is a predicted model, not a curated record.